AUGCGCUACUCACCGUUUGAGGAUGACUGCGGUCAGAUUCACGAACCCCAGGAUAGAAGCCGAGACUACCGCCCAGAUGCUACGGCCUCGGACGAUGAAGACGAUGGCCCAAUUCCAUCGCUGUUGUCUUCGAAGCCGAGGGUAAUGGCACCGAGCGUGUCCAUCCCACGACGUCGGGGAGGAAGCGUCGAGGUAAGAAUACCUGCGGGCAUAGCAAAGAGUCCAAGAGGCCAAGCUCGACCAGCACUCUCGUUGAAAGCCCAAGGAAAACAACGCGCUCCUGAAGAACAAAAGCCGAUGCCCAACAGCGCAGGAUCUGGCUUCGAUCUGAAUGCACCUGCAGAAGAAGAGGUUCCGGACGAACAAGAAUCUGGCACUCACAACGCGCACGACAUUAAGUACACGAUCGACCCCCACGAGACCAACCGAGGAACAGACUACUACAUCAGUUUCUCGGCCAGAGGAUUACCCACAGAAAGACGAAAAGUCGCAUUUGAACAGAUAACAAAGCAUAUGCGCAUCUGGAACAGAUGGGUGAAGGCCGAUUCUGCCGAUCGGGAGAGGGAAUAUAAGAAUAAGUUCGGCCGCUACCUGAAGGCAAAGCUGAAGUGA
Messenger RNA from Alternaria metachromatica, 612 nucleotides. RefSeq lists its product as uncharacterized. The coding region runs from base 1 to 612 and encodes 203 amino acids. The record is from RefSeq and is a predicted model, not a curated record. The transcript has 3 exons. NCBI's taxonomy places the organism in Eukaryota, Fungi, Ascomycota, Dothideomycetes, Pleosporales, Pleosporaceae.